AUGGCGGAGGUUGUCGGCACAAUAGCAAGCGCUGUGACUCUAGCAGCCCUGUUUAAGCUUUGUGUUGAGGCAUUUGACGUGAUUCAUACUGCACAAAAGCAGGCAAUCGACCUCAAGAAGCUCACGUUGAAGCUCAAUAUCGAGAAAUGCCGGCUGUACACCUGGGGAGAGGCCAUGGGGCUUACCGCUGUCGUGCGGCCUAGUGCAAGGCAACCGCUAGAUUCUUGCCCGUAUGCAGAGAUAGUCCACGAGAUUUUGGAGCUUAUUCUAGAUAUGUUUGGAGAUUCACAAAAGCUCAAAACCAAAUAUGGCUGCGUCACCAUAGAUGUCAAGAACGAGGUUAAUAUGGACACAACACUUUCGCAAAGGAGCGCGCUGCAACAACUCAGUACGUCAUUUGACAACUUCAGUAUCAAAUCGGCUACUCAGGUCAAAAAGCGCAGCCUGAUUAAAACAGCUCUUUGGGCUAUCCAUGACCGUAAGAAAUUUGAGACACUGGUUCAUGAGGUAAAAGGCCUCAUAGAUGGCCUUCAAGACAUUACCAAAGACCUUGGAAGUUUGGUCGUUCAGGAGCAGAUGAUUCGAUCCCGUAUCCUUAGGAUAAACGACGUCAGAACCCUCGACUGGGUUGCCGAGAUCUGUGAAAGCAACCAUCCAGCCAUCUCUGAUGCUGCAUCUUUAAAAGCAGAAUCAUUGUCCGAGGCCAGCACUUUCCGUCGCGGGAUUCAGCAUUGGAAGGAGAAUGUUGAGGGCUUUAAGGAUUCUGAUGGCUCGGAUACAUCAGACUUCGAAACAGUCAUCGGUGCUAUGGAAGAUAUGACACUCUCUGAGAUCAAGCAAAUAACCUUUCAUCUCCUCAAAGACAUGCAGUCUAUGAAGACUUAUAACGAAACGCAGCUGUCAGCUGGCGUCAAUAGCGAUGCUGACCUAGCAGUCAUAGACCCCAGCAAGCUCGAUUUUUACCGAGUACUGUACGACUACGAACCAGGUAGUAAGGUGGAAGGUGGAGAUCUCAAAGUCAACAAAGGUGACCUAGUUGCUGUCCUUUCUAAGAAAGAUCUGAAGGGCAAUGAAACAGAAUGGUGGUAUUGCCGGUGUCGAGAUGGGAGAAUAGGGUAUUUACCCAGCAACUACCUCCUCAUAAUCAGACGACGAGAUCACAGACAGCAGCAAUCCAGCAGCAAUGUCACAGAAAAUGACGAACUCCGUGCUUCUAAUCUAGAGCAGGAAUCGUCUGCAGUCACAGACCAAUGGUGGGCUGAACUUGGCCGCCGAGCUGACCAUCAGUUCACUGAAACGAACGCAAUGCUACACAAUAUAUACGAGUCGGAGCGCAGUCCACAGUUCAAAAAGCACUUUGGUACCGUUGAAAACUGGUUCAAGAAACUGAGCGAGAGCGAGCAGUGUGCGGCCCUUGUCUCGUUGCACGACCUCUUGACCCAGCCCCAAAUGUGCUUUCUAAAUCUUCAUUACAGCGACAAGCUUCCACUUUUGUGGCUUUGA
Endocarpon pusillum Z07020 is the source of this 1503-nucleotide messenger RNA. RefSeq lists its product as uncharacterized. The record is from RefSeq and is a predicted model, not a curated record. NCBI's taxonomy places the organism in Eukaryota, Fungi, Ascomycota, Eurotiomycetes, Verrucariales, Verrucariaceae. The transcript has a single exon. Gene Ontology annotation, molecular function: protein binding. The coding region runs from base 1 to 1503 and encodes 500 amino acids.